AUGUGUUUCUUCAAAACAAGAAAACAGCGCCAAGCCCCGGCUCAUCUAACCUUCCACGGCCCCGACUCCCAAGACCAAAUCACAGCCACCAACAUCUCCAACAUCGAAAUCGCCCGCUUCACCAUCACAAAGUCCACCCUCUCCCGUCUCCUCCCCUCCUCCAAGCAACAACAAAUCUGCACCUACAAACACUCCUCCCUCUCCGGAACCACCACUCUCAAGAACUUCCACGGCCACCAGCAGAUCAAGAUCAAGCAAAGCUGGGAAGGGAUGCAGUACGGGAAAGAUAUCAAAAGUCCCUGUGGGAAGUGGAAGUGGCGGCCUGGGAGUGGGGGGUGCGAGGAGUUGAGGGAUGGGAAGAUGGUGCUGGCGAGGGGUAAAUUGUCUGGGGGUUGCCGGCGACGACGAGAGGCUAGACUGGAAGUUUUUGUGAAUGGGGAUAGGUCUGUGAUGGAUUUGAUAUUGGCGUCGUGGGCGACUAUGGUAAAAGAAAGGGACGGGGGUACGGGGGCUGUGGCGGAGGUUGUUGGUGGGAUGGGGGGAGCUGUUGGAGGUGCUGUAGGGGGAGUGUGA
This is a messenger RNA of Zasmidium cellare ATCC 36951, 573 nucleotides long. RefSeq lists its product as uncharacterized. The transcript has a single exon. The record is from RefSeq and is a predicted model, not a curated record. Lineage: Eukaryota; Fungi; Ascomycota; Dothideomycetes; Mycosphaerellales; Mycosphaerellaceae. The coding region runs from base 1 to 573 and encodes 190 amino acids.